This is a messenger RNA of Amoebophrya sp. A25, 501 nucleotides long. Lineage: Eukaryota; Dinophyceae; Syndiniales; Amoebophryaceae. The record is from the annotation of a GenBank genome assembly.
GGUGAUCGCUUUUAUCGUUUCGGAUGGCAUUAGGCAGAUGGCGUUGAUGACCCAGAACCGAAUCAAUGAUGAAUAUGAGGCUUGGAAAAUCCUCCUUUUCGUCACUCCAGGAAGCUUUUUCGUGUCCGUUAUCUAUGUCUGGAUCUUGAGCGCGUUGCAGGAAACGAUUACGGUAAUUUUAUAUUUGUAGCAACAGUUUUGAUCAUGCCUUUCUUGACGCAGACUGAAGAUAAUGCAGCAUGCUGCGAUGAACACAUAUACUGACACAUAGAUAUACUGACACAUAUACUGACACAUAUACUGACACAUACACUGACGCAUAUACUGACACAUAUACUGACACAUACACUGACACAUAUACUGACACAUACACUGACACAUAUACUGACACAUGUACCGUGAACCUCACCAACUUACACUCUCACGACGAACACAGGACUUGAACGAGAAGCGACAGCUGGUGAAAGUAGAAGUGUAUCAAUCCUUACGGUUGGCUCUUAU